Molecule: messenger RNA, 9339 nt
Organism: Carassius gibelio (silver crucian carp)
Lineage: Eukaryota; Metazoa; Chordata; Actinopteri; Cypriniformes; Cyprinidae
Product: supervillin-like
Exons: 41
Coding region: 135-8732 (2865 amino acids)
Biological process (GO): actin polymerization or depolymerization; cytoskeleton organization; barbed-end actin filament capping
Cellular component (GO): actin cytoskeleton; cytoplasm
Molecular function (GO): actin filament binding; phosphatidylinositol-4,5-bisphosphate binding
Source: RefSeq, a predicted model, not a curated record
AUCACAUCGAGUCUGUCCGUUGCGAUCCCUCUCUCUCUCUCCUGCUCUUUUAUUCUUCUGUCUGAGCCUGUGAUCAGGACUGUCUGUUCUUUUCCUCUAUUUCCUCCGUUUUCUUCUUUCCUUUUCAUUCCAACAUGUUUCAUAACCCGUGGAUUACUAACUAUCUCAACCACAUCACACAGUGUAGUCAAGGCUUUGUUGGUGAAGCUUCUGCUAAGCUCUACAGCCCUGCACUACUGACGAAAAGAGCAAUAAGCUUUGGUGUGGAUGACAGGACCUCACUGGUUAGGAGUACAGCAGAAAUUGAUGCUAACAUCCUUGCUGUACUGCCCAAAGUUUCAGAGCUAAGGAAGCAAUUUGAAACCUCUAUAAGAAGUAAUCCAGAAAUGAACAGGAAAGAGAGAAUCGCACAAAGGUUAGAGGUGAUUGAGGCUGAUUUUCCACCUGCUCUUACUACAAGCAUGCAACAAACAGCUGGCCUGGUGACCAACCGACUUCUGGAGGAGGACACACCACGCUAUACACGUGCUUCAGAUACCAGGGAUCCAGGAAUUGUGGUACGGCGCUAUAGCUGUGAUGAGAUAGAAGCUCGAGAGCGGCAUUCCAGAGCUCGUUCACAUCCAGAUCCACAGUUGUCCACCAAUCCUGAACCAGUCGGCCCUACCCCAGCAGUCUCUGAUGCAGCCAGCCUCAGCUCUAAAGCAGAGCGGAUUGCGCGUUACAAAGCUGAACGUCGGCGACAGUUAUCAGAACGUUAUGGAAUCCUCCUCGACCAGGAGGUGGAUCUGGAUUACACACCACGCUACACGCGUGCACGAAGAGAGUCUGACCUGUCAGACAAAGGACCUCCUCCUGACAGGGGACGUGGUGAAAGCAGGAUGAGAGGCAGGGCAAUGCAAGAGCAGGGUGAGGGGCGGGACCGAAGCAGUAGCAGGUCUAAAUACACCAGUUCAGGGAUAGGGCGGGUGUUCAUGCCUUCUGACCCCACCCCCAAUCCUGCUCCUCCUCCAUCAGGCUUUAAUUUCGAGCGAGAGAGAGAGAGGGCAAUGAACUUGGAAAAUUAUAGACGAGCACCUGACCGAAGUCCGAAACCACACCCACAGGAAGCUCCGGUUCCCAUAGAAACAACAAGAACCCAACCAAGGAGGGGGGUCGCUGUUGUCACAAGUUCUCCUAGGACAGCACGCAGAGCUUCAUUACCCCCAACACGAUAUGGCAUCUCUCCUGGAGACCUGUUCAUUGAGCAACAAGCUCAAAAUAUCCUCAACAGACAGGGCUUGGCAGCUCUCUCUCAGAGUGAGUGGUCCCUCAGGAGAGACAUGGACAAUGAAACAUACUCACAAAUCAACUGGCCAUCCAGAAUACGGGUAAGAGAGAAAGAGACAAUCUCGGGAAGAGGUUCUGAUUCAGGGCCAGAUGCAUCCUCUGUCAGACAUAAUCCAACAGUUGCCCCUCCAUAUUUAGCUCCACGACCUCAAUCUGUAAACCAACCACGAAUACAGAGCUCCGAACCCCCAGUCCAACAACCACAUCAGGGACUGGAGACUCGUCAACAAAGGGCGCAUAGUGUGGAGCGGCCACGAUUUCAGCGCACUCACAAUAUGGAUUCACCUGCCUUUCAUCAAAUAAGUGAAAUUGGUAAUCAUCAGCGUGCCCAAAGUGCAGAGCCCCCAAACUAUGAACAAAGUCCUGGUAUAUACCCUAGCACCAUGAGUCAUCAGCCUGGAUUUAGGAAAAUCAAGCAAUUUCUACCAAGGCAAGAUGGUCAAGAUGUUCAAGAACCAUCACAAAUGCACAGACCUUCCCAACAACCACACCCAGCUUACAAAAGUCCCCAGCAGCCAUCACCUGGUCCCAGAGAUGCCCCACCACAUGUACACAACUUUCGGGCUAUCCUUCAACCAGUACCUUUGGAUCGGGAUACUUUCCAGAGAGCUAAAGCACAUGCAUUUACUCAGAAACCUCUACAUGAACAUGAACACACCUUGCAUACACGUCCGUCACAUGGCCAUUAUGGUCACAGCCAACCUCUGCAGUAUGGUUCAGUCCAGGCUCUACCUCCAGCAUAUGGACAAAUUGUUCAUUCAGCUCCUUCCUAUACACCUUCAAAUGUUCAUGCAGCUCACCCUGUUCCUGGACCUUCACUUGGUAAGUCUGAGAUGAUGGACCCCAAAGGACACUUGGCCGCACCUGGUUCAACAUCUGCUGACAAAGAGGGUGAAGAGACUAGACAGAGGGCUAGUGCCGAUCACAUUCAGACCAUUCAAAGAAAAUGUCGACCAGUGUCCAGAAAGGAUCCAGCCUCAGAAGGGUUACUUAAGGGCAGAAAGGCUGUGCUACCCUCAGAAAUCCACCGCAGGCAAAAGAGUGUGGAUGAUCCCAUGCGUGGACAAACUGAGGAAGGUUUGGAAAUUCUGAGAAUCAGAAGGAUCAGCCAGUCAGAGGAAAUGGAGGGGAAAGGUGGAAGAAAGUUGCACCAGUUGGAAGAAAGGGAAGGGCCUAAUGGAAGAGGAAUUGCUCAGAUGGAGGAGGGAACAAUAACAGGAGAAAAGGUAAUAUGUCUAAUAAAAGACAAAGAACAGCAUGAAGACCGAAGAACCAGUCGAUCUGAAGAAAGACAGGUAGAUAAUGGCACAAAGAAUAGUUGGACAGGUGAAGAUGUGGUACGUGGUAUAAGGAAGAUUGAACAAAGAGAAGAAAACAAUCAAGGGACUGAAACUAAAAAAGAGGACUGUCAAGAUAAUUGGAGCACUAACCAGUUUGAGUGGAUGGAACAAAGAAGUGCGAGCAAGGUUGACGAAUUCAAGGAAAGAGAAUGGGAAGUUGUUCGAAGACAAAGCCAAACUGUACAGUCCAUUGAACCACUGGUACAGGGUGAUAAGAAAACCAGUCAAAAGGUAGAGGAACAGCAAGAAGGCCAAAGGUUGCUGCAAAAGGGAUUGUCAGAAGGACGUGGUAGAAGACGACGGAUCAAUCUGUCAGAGAAUGAAGAAGGGCAUGUCAGACGGAGAAGGAUAAGCCAAUCAGAAGAUGAUUGGGAGGGACGUAGGGUACAUAAAAUUGGCCAGUUGGAUGAAUGGGAGGUGGAAGAAGUGCAUCGAAUGGGUCAGCCAGAUGAUAAUUUUGAAAGACAUGAAAAAGGAAAACAGAGGGUAAACACACACCUACCUGAGGAAAUGGACACUGCUCCCACACAGCUAACCACUGAGCAGCAUUUUCCACACCAUAUGGUGGGGGAUGUUGGAGGGUACUUGCAGAAAGGUUCCUCCCUCCCACAAGCUCAACACCGAGUGAGUCAGGAUGCAGGUGACCUGAGACCAAAGGUGCGAAUCCGUUCCAUGUCAGAUAUUGGAGUAACUCAACGGUCUGCUGCAUUGAGAAGUCUGGAGUGUGCUGCCAGUCGAGAGUCUGCAAUGGUGAUGGAUACAGGGUUUCAUACUAGAGAGCCGAGUGGUGUGGCCAAUGGUGAAAUGGGCACCUUGGACACAAGAGUUUCUGUGGCAAAGCUGAGACAUUCCUACCUGGAGAAUGCUUCUGGACGCAGGCCAGAGCUGGAGUCUAAAGGAGAACAGGUUCCCACAGAGAGUGAUCCAGUUGCCAGCGGUGACCGCGAUAGAGGAGCACGUCGACCCAGACUUUACAUUUCUCCUGGUGAUGACAGGAAGUCAUCUGAGAGGUUUAGAACCCAGCCAAUCACAUCAGCUGAAAGGCUGGAAACUGAUAGGUCCCGUAUUAGUCCAGAGCUUCAUCAUGCAGAAUUGGAUGAGGAAAAAAUGGAUGAACGAGCUAAAAUGAGUGUGGCAGCCAAGAGGUCUCUUUUCAGGGAGCUGGAGAAGACUUCAGAUGGAGGUGUCCCCAAACCUCGAUCACGCAAUGCUGCGAUUGAACGAAGGCUUAGACGAGUGCAGGAUCGGUCACAGACACAGCCAGUCACGUCACAGGAAGUUGUCAUUGCUUCUACUUCCCACACUCCCCCUUCCCAAGGCAUCACUAUUCAAACCACUGCUCCCAGAAUCCCCAGUCCCGCUGUAGUCAGCACUUCCAUGAAUAGUUUCAGUCUGCAGGCAUCAUCAGCACAUGGAUCGACCCACCUUGAGCAGGAGAAAGAAGAUGUUUCAAAGGAAGUGGUUCUGGGAGAACAGGACUUGGGGCCUGAGGAGCCGGACUUAUCAACACUAAGCCUUUCUGAAAAGAUGGCAUUAUUCACUCGCUUGUCACAACCCCCUGACCAAUCAGCGAAUGGACCCCGUCCUGACACACGCCAGCGUAGAGCCAACCCCCGCUUUCAGACUCAACCUAUCACCCAGGGCGAGGUUGAUCAGCUGCAAAAUGGAAGCAAGAAGUUGGAGCCUCUCUCUGCAUCACUGGUCCGUUCUGUUACCGCGGUCACCGCCCAGACCUCUGUUGCCACGGUGACAAGUGCUUCCCCAUCAAUGACCGCAGAUGUUCCCGUGGAGAUCUCCACGGCUCCGCCCACCACUCAGGCCUCACCCAAUCAGGCGGUCUCUGUUCAGCUUCCGGCCUAUGAGAGAGGAGUUCGAUACUUCAGUCUUUCAGAGAGUGGGGAAAAACCCGCACCUGAUGUUCAGUCCCUGCCCCCCACAGAGCAGCCUGGCCAAUCUGUGUGCAGUAAGGAUGUGAGUGACGAGAGUGGGCGGAGGGGAAGACUAGGGUAUUUAGGCAGAGAGGAGAGAAACACAGAGCUCCCCAGUGUGACUUCCCUUCCACACACACAUGCACUCAGACACACACCCCCUCACGGCAGGGGAGACACAGAGCUGAGUGGCCCACGAGAGAGGGAAAAAGAGAGUACACCCGUCUCACAGGGAGGCUACCUCUCACCAGACGCACAUCAGACAGCAAGAGGAAGCAGUACCAGAACCACCGUCUCAGAUGUCUCUUAUCCCACCGUUCCCGUGAGGACAGUGAGCACAGCUGCGGCCUCGUCCAAAUAUUCUUCACAAAUCUCUCACUCGGUCACUUAUCUCCAGCAAACCCAGUCCUACACAUCCCCGCAACCUCAACCAGAACCAGCUCAUCACCCUCAGAUCUAUACACCGAAGCACGCUCAACCUCAAACACAACCCUAUAGCCCGCCGACGCUGCCACAAACAAACCUCAUUUCUGAUUCUCAACCUCACAUCCACAUUGACUCUCAGGUUCCUCCAUGGCAAACCCAGCUGUACCCUGAACCCCAGCCACAGUCGCAACCCAAAGUACCCCCUCAAACCAAUCCAAAACCUCAGUGCUUCAAUCUACCUCAAACACAGCCCCAAGAAGAGAUCCUGGGAAAAAACGGCCCAUCUGGACACAGCGUCCCAAAAGACCAAAAGCCAGAGAUCGACGAAGAUCCAGAGGCCAUGACAUCCAUGUCAAUCAAAGAGAGGUUGGAAAUGUUGAAGAAGAGUGGAGAGGAAGAUUGGAAAAACAGGAUCAAUAAGAAACAGGAAAUUAUACAGGAAGUGGUGUCUGUAAGCGAGAAGAGUAGUCAAAUAAUGGAGGAGCAAGGCUUUAAUAAAAAGGAAGAGACUGUUAUCAGCGAGUUCACGUCAUCUGAGCAGCUCUGGGAGCCUGUCUUUUCCUCCACCUACUCUUCUCCUCCUCUCUCAUCUACUCCAAAAUGCCAAUUUGUAGAACAUCAAGGCCAGAAACUUGAAGAGGAUGAAGGGCAGAUGUCCAUUGAAGAAAGGAAACAGAUGAUCUCGACGCGAGAGGAGGCGUGGCAGAGCUCAGGGAAGGGCGUGGCCAAUGACUCGGUCCAGUACACUGUGGCUGCCAGGAUGGUGAAAAAAGGUCUGGCAGCUUCCUCUGCAGUGAUCAGCCCUAUUCUGUCUCCAGUCUCUGCUAAACUGAAGAGCAGUGUGCCGGCUAUCUCUAAACCACAGGAAGAAAUGGAGGCCAGAGCAGAAAUGGAGUCUGAUAAGAAGCUGGAAAAGCUGGAGACGUUUUUGGGGCGUUUGAACAGUAAAGUAUCUGGUUUGCAGGAGACGACUUUGACAGUGACAGAGAAAGCCGUGAAGGAAGUGAUGCGACUGGAUGAUGAGAUCUUUUCAAAAUUUUACCAUCACAUGACAGAUAUUCCCCGCAGCAUGAGCAGCAGAAUGCAUCUGCAUGAGGACUUUGAUGCCAUCUUUGGAAAACAAACUCCAACGUUGACAUCGGCGAUGGUGCAGCACAAGCGGGCCGUCCGUCCCUCCCGUAAUGUCCAGGCCUCCAGGAACCCCUUAAAGAUUCUCGCUGCAAGAGAAGACAUCCAACAGGAGUACACCGAGGAGAGACUGAACGUGGGGCAGCUGGAGACCAAGAGAAUUAAACAGGAGAAAAUGAGCAACAGCUGCAGUUUGUCGGAUGCAGCUCUGGCUGGUUUGGCCAGUAAAGAGAGCUACAGCAGCGUGAGUCUGCGCAGUGUCAGCAUCUCAGAGCAGAUGACCAAUAACAGCGCAGCUCCCUACAAAAAACUCAUGCUCAUGCAGGUCAAAGGUCGACGUCAUGUCCAGACCAGACUAGUGGAGCCUAGAGUGUCCUCUCUGAACAGCGGUGACUGUUUUCUGCUGGUUACUCCUGAGCAUUGUUUCGUUUGGACUGGAGAGUUUGCAAAUGUCAUUGAGAGAGCCAAGGCAUCAGAACUGGCCACUUUCAUCCAGCUGAAUCACGACCUUGGUUGUCGAGCAGCACAGGUAGAGACGAUCGAGGAAGGAUUGAGCUCACAAAGCCCCGCAGCUGCAGAGUUCUGGAAGAUCCUGGGAGGACCAGCCGACUACCAGUCGGCCGGGACUCCAGACGAGGAUGAGAAGUUUGAAAGUGCCAUUGUGGAGACGAACUGUAUCUUCCGUCUUGUGGAUGAUAAACUGGUACCAGAUGAUGAUUUCUGGGGGAAAGUGCCUCGUAGUUCACUUUUGGGCUCUAAAGAGGUGGUAGUGUUUGACUUCGGUAGUGAAGUGUACGUGUGGCAUGGUAAAGAGGUCACACUGGCUCAGAGGAAGGUGGCGUUUCAGCUGGCCAAGCAUCUUUGGAACGGGAUCUUUGAUUAUACCAACUGUGACAUCAACCCUCUGGACCCCGGAGGACACAACACACUCAUACCAAGGAGCGGUCAAGGUCGUCCAGACUGGGCCAUAUUUGGCAGACUGACCGAACAUAAUGAAACAUGUCUUUUUAAAGAGAAGUUCCUGGACUGGAGAGAUGCUUGUAGACUGUCACCUAAGGAUGUCAUCGAACACCCCUUCCAGCAGAAGGAGUCUCCGGGCACAGAUUCUCGUCCUGAGUGCCAGGCGUACAGCGCCUCUCUGAUGCUGCCGGUCCUGCUUUCACCCAUCAGCACAGUUCUGGACGGUCAGAAUGUGGGUCGAGGACACGGUCCGGUGGAGAACAGCUCGGACGACUGCAUGCGCUCUCUGGAGAUCAGCACCGUUUCGGUUGAUGUCUGGCAUAUCCUGGAGUUUGACUACAGCCGACUGCCAAAGCAGAGCAUCGGCCAGUUUCACGAGGGAGAUGCUUAUGUAGUGAAAUGGAAGUACAUGGUGAGCGCGGCAGUGGGCAGCAGGCAGAAGCCGGAUCAGGUGCGCAGUGCCGGUCCCGGCAGGGAGAAGUGCUGCUAUUUCUUCUGGCAGGGCAGAAACUCAACUGUCAGUGAGAAAGGAACGUCUGCACUCAUGACUGUUGAACUGGAUGAAGAGAGAGGAGCACAGAUGCAGGUCCAGCAGGGGAAGGAGCCGCCCUGUUUCCUGCAGUGUUUCAACGGGGGGAUGAUUGUGCAUUCUGGGAAGAGAGAAGAAGAACAGGAGAACAUUCAGAAUGACUGGCGUCUGUACUGUGUGCGUGGUGAGUUGCCUGUAGAGGGCCAUCUGCUGGAAGUGGCGUGUCACUGCAGCAGUCUGCGAUCACGCACAUCAAUGGUCCUUCUGAACGUCAACAAAGCCCUCAUCUAUCUGUGGCAUGGCUGUAAAACCCAGACACACACACGUCAUGUUGCUCAAACCGCUGCAGAAAAGAUCAAAGAACAACGGCCACUGGAGGCGGGACUUCACAGCAGCUGUAAUGUUACCAUUCAUGAAUGUGAGGAAGGUGGAGAGCCAGUGGAACUCUGGGAAGCAUUAGGCAGGAAGGACCGCAAGGCCUACGACUGCAUGCUUCAAGACCCUGGCAAGUUUAACUUCACACCGCGUCUGUUCCAGCUCAGUAGUUCUUCGGGUGAGUUUGUGGCGCAGGAGUUUUUCAACCCGUCCAGAGCUGCAGACCUUGUUUGUUCCCUGCCGUUCCUGCAGGAGGAUCUGUACUCUGCCCCUCAGCCAGCUCUGUUCCUGGUGGAUAACUAUCAUGAAGCUUACCUGUGGCAGGGCUGGUGGCCGCAGGAUACUGAGAGUACCGGUUCUGCCCUCAUCCGCUGGAACUCAGACAGGAAGUGCGCUAUGGAAACUGUGUUGCAGUACUGCAGAGAAAAGAAUGAGAAGAAGCCUCAGAAGUCAUAUUUGAUCCAUGCUGGAUUGGAGCCUCUGACCUUCACAAACAUGUUCCCCAGCUGGGAGCACAGAGAGGACAUUGCUGAAAUCACAGAGAGGGAGGCAGAGGUGUGUAACCAGAUCAUUCUGGUGGAGGAUGUUUUGGCCCGUCUCUGUCAGAGCAUUUAUCCUCUAGAAACACUGCAAACCCGUCCCCUUCCCCACGGCGUCGACCCGCUGAAACUGGAGAUGUACCUGACCGACGAGGACUUUGAGGGUUGUAGGGAAUUCUAAAUGUGGAUUUCUGCACAAGCAGCAGGAAGGGCAUGCUGAGUAGCCCUGCCCACUGUCAAUUCUGAUUGGUCCAAAGUCUCUCUCCUCUUAUCUGUACAGUAUAUGGGAGUUCUUUUUUUAUGAUUUAAACAAAAUGUGCCUAGCUAAGACGCAGUGUUACUGUAAACCUUUUUUUCUCCUUCCUUUUCUGCAAAUGUAAUAUUCUGCAAUCAGAUUGUGUUUAAGUUUUUGCACAUAUACACUACCAUUCAAAACAAUGUGGUCAGCAAGUUUUUUUUUAAAGGACGUUAAUACUUAUUCAGCAGGGAUCUAUUAAACUGAUCAAAAGUGACUGGAGCAAUGAUGUUGAAAAUGAAUCUUUGCAUCUCAGUCAUUUUAAAAUAUAUACAUUUAUAUUCACAUACAAAUCUGAUAUUUUAAUAUCUGUUUUAAUAUACCGUAUUUUCCGGACUAUAAGUCCGGUACUUUUUUCAUAGUCCUUUUCAUGGUCCUGCGACUUAUAGUCAGGUGCGACUUAUUUCUAAAAAAAUUAUUUGACAUGAAUCAAGAGAAAUGAACAGAGAAAACAUUACCGUCUCCAGCCGCGAGAGGGCGCUCUAUACUGCUC